AUGCAGACCCCAGAGCCAGUCAGAAUAGAAAGGCUCCAGGGUCCUUCGCCUUUGUGCAAGUUGGGCCUUUGCACAGUGCGCAAGUGCACUUUAUGCAGAAAUACUUUGAGGAACUGGUGCCAACAAUGUAAUUUGAGUGCCCACAGCCAGAAAAUAGACAUUUAUUUGAGGAUCCAGAAACAUGUUUACCCAGAGCAAAAACAUCAAAUUCUCAGAACACCACAAGAUGCCAGAUUGCAUUUGAGGAAAUGGAAGGAAGAGAAGGAGAUGCUUAAGAAAAGUUACAAGAUGAGCAAGGGAGAAGAAGAGACUAAUAUCGUGGAAGUGAUAUUUUCAGCUCAGGAAGCCAUGAUGAUGUCAUGGGUAAGAAUCUCAGCAAGAGCAGUUCAGCCAAAGGCUACGAAUUUAUGUCUUAUUCCUCCUUCAGUUGUGGCCCUUUUGCCACAAGUUUCUGGUGAGUGGUGUGUGGUCCAUGGCAGACUUCUCCAGGCAGACACAAAAAAUUGGGUUCACCUGCAGUUCCAGGCAGGUCCGGCCUGGGUGUCCAACACCCCCAGAAGGAUGAUUUCUCUCUUUCUGUUAUCAACUUGUACUUUCCCAUCCCCAGGCCUAGAAGGUAAUGUGUUAUGCCCUAAAUGUGCUGAGAGGAAUAUGAAGAUGAUGAAAAGAUUAAUCACAAUGAAAAAGACAAAGCAAUGUUCUUUGAACCUUGUAGGAGACAACAAUAUGUCACCCCCAAAUAUGCCAGUCACCCACAUGUCAGCAUGCAGUGAUCCUGAACAGAUCAUAGGCACACGCAGCCCGGUGCCAGGAAGGCCCUCCUGCGGCUGGGGCUCCGCGGAUGGACGAAGUCCUUGCUUAAUCCCUGCUAAGGAUCAUCAAGGUGGCGGCGGCGAAACCAAAGCCAGAGUACUCACGGAAGUCAAGGUUCUUUUUGUUCCAGUUGUCAGAUUCCAAACCAGACCCAAAUGGAUUGCGAGGAUGACUAGAAGAGAACCCUGCUGA
Tupaia belangeri chinensis (Chinese tree shrew) is the source of this 1005-nucleotide messenger RNA. Its product is annotated as developmental pluripotency-associated protein 2-like. The record is from RefSeq and is a predicted model, not a curated record. Gene Ontology annotation, biological process: system development. Gene Ontology annotation, cellular component: nucleus. Gene Ontology annotation, molecular function: chromatin binding. Lineage: Eukaryota; Metazoa; Chordata; Mammalia; Scandentia; Tupaiidae.